Molecule: messenger RNA, 1404 nt
Organism: Rhipicephalus microplus (southern cattle tick)
Lineage: Eukaryota; Metazoa; Arthropoda; Arachnida; Ixodida; Ixodidae
Product: acetylcholinesterase-1
Biological process (GO): acetylcholine catabolic process; choline metabolic process
Cellular component (GO): plasma membrane
Molecular function (GO): acetylcholinesterase activity
Source: RefSeq, a predicted model, not a curated record
CCACGGCGGCGGCUUUCAGUUCGGCGGCAACAGUUACUCCGUCUACGACGCUCGCUAUUUGGCCCUGUUCGGCGACGUCGGUCGUGGUAGGUGCCCAACUACAGGCUCAACGUGUUCGGCUUCCUGAACGCCAAUGUUUCCGACGCACCGGGCAACAUGGGCAUGUACGAUCAGAUCCUGGCCCUUGAAUGGGUACAGAAGAACAUCGCCAUGUUCGGCGGGGACCCUAAUCGCGUGACGCUGUUCGGCCAGAGCGCCGGCUCAGUUUCCAUAGGCUACCACCUGCUCUCUCCGCUGACGAGGGGCCUCUUCAAGAGAGUCAUCAUGCAGAGCGGUACUCCUUACUGGAAGGUUCCCGACAACACCUUCACGGGCAAGCUGAAGGUUCAGCAGCUGGCCGUCGGCCUAGGCUGUCCCGUCGGCGAAAGGGGCAACGUUCUGGCCGAACCCACGAAGGUCAUCGACUGCAUUCGUUCCAGGAGCCGCACGAGCAUAUACCGGGCCAUGAAGGACGUGUUCGGCGUCGAAGAGCACUACAUGAUCCCGGCAUACUACAGCGAAUUCCUGCCGUUCGAGCCCGUGCUGGCCACAGAGAGGGGUCAGUUCCAUGACGUCGACCUCAUGAUCGGCAACGUCCGGAACGAAGGUACCGGCAUCGUGGACCACUUCUUCUGGAAGAUAUUCAACUUCAAGGACUACAGCAAGAUCACCGUGGACGAGAUAUGGUUCUACAGCCUGCUGGUGUUCCGCGUCAUUCUGGGAAAGAAUCCGGCGCCCAUCCGCGAGCUGUACCUGAGCGACCUGAACGAGACGGACUCGUGGAUGGCGCUGAACCGUCUGUCCGACGCCGUCGGAGACUUCAGCCUCAUCUGCCCAUCGCAGCUGUUUGCCGAGGCGUACGCCAAGCGCAAGAACAAUGUGUACUUCUAUAUAUUCAACCACAGACCUUCGUUCAGCGUCUACCAGCCGUGGACUGGCGUGGUGCACGGAGACGAGCUCGGCUUUGUGUUCGGCUUCCCGCUCCUCUAUCCGCAACACUCGACCGAUGAAGAGAAGAUCCUGUCCAGAAGGAUGAUGCGCAUAUGGUCGACGUUUGCGAGAACUGGGAAGCCGCCGACUGUGGGAGGCCAACUUUGGCCGAGGUUCACUCGUGACCACGCUUUCCACCUGAACAUCAACCUCAAGAACUACUCACACGGCAUCGACUUUCGGAAGAAGCUGUGCUCCUUCUGGAGAAAGUAUCUCGUUCCCACUGGUUACUGGUGACCGUGGCACUCCACUCUCAACGGACCCCAGCGCACAUCCAUCCUGUGUACAGUUCUUUCUCUCAUGCUCUAUGUCAUGUCGUUGAACUUGUUACAAAUCUGUAAAUAUAUAUAGUAAAGUACAAAACAUUAAACCAAA